AUGAUGGACGGAAGCUUGAUUGUCAUUCAAAUACUUGUCUUCUUGGACCUGUUUAAGCACUCAUUUCUCUGUUCUGGCAGGAGCUUUGCAAAGAAGCUCAGCAAGCAGAACAAUAUAAUUGCCAGCAUUUGCCGAUCAAAGAUCCGCAGGAAUAGAGAAUACCCAGCGAAAACCUACUCGCCUCCGACGGCUUCUGUGCUGAUGUUGGGUUCGGGAUUUGCACCCGCUUUCCUCAAUGGGGCAAAAGAUGACGGCCGCGGAGGCGGCGGCGACGGCGAAGGCGAGGUUGCCAUGAUGGAGCACCUAUUCGACAGGGUGCUAACACCGAGCGACAUGGGCGAUCUGCUCAUGAUCCCACGGCAGCACAUCGCGAAGCUCACCAAUGUGCCGGUGAACAGCGAGCAGGCAGACUUCGUCGUCUUGGAGGACAGAGCGGUGGCCGGAAAGCUGUGGCGCAUCGACUCCUACACUAUCAGCGACCGCCUGGGCUUGACCAAAGGUUGGGGCCUGGGCUUCUUCGUCAAGGAGAAGGGUCUCGCCGCCGGGGACACCGUCUCUUUCUUCCGCGGCGCCAUGGACGGACGCCUCUUCAUCGACUGCAGGCGCCGCCAGCCAGAUGUCUGGACCCCACGCUCUGUGUCUGCCGACGAACUGCACCGCGGCAUCUUCCCCUGGCCGCCGGCUGCCAUCAGUUACGGCGGCGGCCACGAGGGUCGUGUUGACAUGCCCGGUCCCGUCGUCAACCAGGCGACGCCGGAGAGUCCGCAGCAGCAGGUCCCGUGCUUGGGUCUCGAUGAAAUGCCAGCACACUUGCUGCCGAGGCGGCGUCCGCGGCGCAACAGGGUGCAGCCGGACGAACCCGUGGUCAUGGUAGAAACCCCCACCAUUCUUGAAUCAUCGCCGCUCGUGCACAGCCCGGAAGCCAAGCGCGUGCGCCUGUUCGGAGUCUACCUAAACUAG
Messenger RNA from Lolium perenne, 960 nucleotides. Lineage: Eukaryota; Viridiplantae; Streptophyta; Magnoliopsida; Poales; Poaceae. The record is from RefSeq and is a predicted model, not a curated record.